Molecule: messenger RNA, 783 nt
Organism: Pediculus humanus corporis (human body louse)
Lineage: Eukaryota; Metazoa; Arthropoda; Insecta; Psocodea; Pediculidae
Product: Ribosomal protein L11 methyltransferase, putative
Exons: 2
Coding region: 1-783 (260 amino acids)
Biological process (GO): peptidyl-lysine trimethylation
Cellular component (GO): mitochondrial matrix
Molecular function (GO): protein-lysine N-methyltransferase activity
Source: RefSeq, a predicted model, not a curated record
AUGUUUUUAAAUAAGUUUUUAGGAAGAACACAUCGUAAUUAUUACAAAUGGAAAGAAAACAUUUAUAAAUUUCAUUAUCGUUUCAAAAAUACUUGUUACGACGAGUUGAUAUAUAAAAAUACAGUUUUAACGACGGAUCAUUUGACUCCAGAAAUAAAAUUAAGAUUGAUUACACCUGAAUGUUCGUUGUGGCAUGCAAAUCCAAAAGAAUCGAAAUUUCCUGAUGAUCCAUUUUGGGGAAUUUAUUGGCCUGGAGGACAAGCCUUAACAAGGUUUGUGUUAGAUAAUAAAAAUUUAAUAAAAGAUAAAAAUAUUAUAGAUGUUGGUUCUGGUUGUGGAGCAUCAGCAAUAGCUGCCGUUAAAUCAGGUGCUGAAUUUGUUUUAGCCAAUGAUAUUGAUAUUGUUAGUUUAGCUGCCAUAAAUAUCAAUUCAAAACUUAACAAUGUUGAAUUGUUCACUUCGAACAAAGAUUUAAUAGGUAAAGAAAUCGACAAGUUAAAUUUGAUUGAGGAAAUGUAUGGAAAACAUGUUAAAUGGGAUAUCAUAUUGAUUGGAGACUUGUUUUACGACAGUGACAUAUCAUCUAAAUUAUUUCUCUGGUUCAUUGAUUUAAUUGAAAAGGGUAAAACAAUUUUGAUUGGAGAUCCCGGUAGACAUGGUUUGAAUGUGAUAAAUGAAAUCAACUUAAAAUGCAAACUUACCAAAUUAACUGAAUAUCAUUUUCAAAAUAUCGAACAUAAUGGAUUUCCAAAUGCAGGAGUUUAUAAAGUUGAAAAAUUAUGA